Linum tenue is the source of this 3513-nucleotide messenger RNA. The record is from the annotation of a GenBank genome assembly. Lineage: Eukaryota; Viridiplantae; Streptophyta; Magnoliopsida; Malpighiales; Linaceae.
AUAGAAGAGUCUCCCCUGUUUUUGGAUUUUUAAGCCGGUGGUUGGUGACUGGUGAGUGAACAAUUAAAUGGCAUUAGUGACAAUCUCGUCACUCCGAAAGAUUUUCCCUUUUAUCCCCAUCUGAUUUUUUUAUCAGGAAACAAACGUCGAGAGAAUAUUUGUUGCUUUGCUCCAGGGUUUUGAUUUACAGUCAAAGAGCGAGCAGAAGCAAAGAGAAACGAGAAAGAGCAUGGACGGAAAAAGGCAGCUAAAUUCUUGAAGCGGGGUGGGCAAAGCUUAUUUGCUGGAGAGUCUCACAUUUGUCAAACAGUGGAAUAAAAAAAAAAAAAACAGAGUGCUCUGCCAUCACUGGAUAUAAAUCCCCUUCAACACUUCACCAACUCACCGUAUCUCAGAUCUACAGAAUCAGGGUAAAAUCGAGACAUUAAAAAUGUUGUCAGAGAAGCAAGCCGAAGAAGCCAUAGUCUCCAGCUUCGACGAAACCGUCCCUGUUUCUUCUCCUUCCGCCGGCGACCACCUGGACGGGAAAGAACCAGAGCACGAUGAUGACGGCGGCGACCUUCAUCAUCAAUCCGAGUUUAGCCUCAAGAGCAUUUUCUGGCACGGUGGCUCUGUCUAUGAUGCCUGGUUCAGCUGUGCUUCCAAUCAGGUUGCGCAAGUGCUGUUGACUCUGCCAUACUCCUUCUCCCAAAUGGGGAUGCUCUCAGGGAUAAUACUGCAGCUCUUAUACGGAUUCAUGGGCAGUUGGACUGCUUAUCUGAUCAGUGUUCUGUAUGUUGAGUACCGAACCAGAAAAGAGAAAGAGAAUGUCAGCUUCAAGAACCAUGUCAUCCAGUGGUUCGAGGUGCUGGAUGGGUUGCUGGGUCCGACUUGGAAAGCAGUUGGCUUGGCAUUCAACUGCACUUUCCUCCUCUUUGGCUCUGUCAUUCAGCUUAUUGCCUGUGCAAGCAAUAUAUACUACAUCAACGACAAGUUCGAUAAGAGGACGUGGACUUACAUAUUUGGAGCCUGCUGCGCCACCACCGUCUUCAUCCCUUCCUUCCACAACUACAGAAUUUGGUCCUUCCUUGGCCUUGGAAUGACCACUUACACCGCCUGGUACUUAACCGCAGCAGCCCUAGUUCAUGGCCAGGAUCCUGGCGUGGUUCACUCUGGACCCAAGAAGCUGGAUCUGUACUUCACAGGCGCCACCAACAUAUUGUACACAUUUGGUGGUCAUGCUGUUACUGUGGAAAUAAUGCACGCGAUGUGGAAGCCGCAGAAAUUCAAGUACAUAUACCUGCUCGCGACGCUCUACGUGUUCACCCUGACCCUGCCAUCGGCAGCAGCCAUGUACUGGGCGUUCGGAGACGAAUUACUCACCCAUUCCAACGCCUUCUCCCUCCUCCCUCGCACCGGCUGGCGCGACGGUGCGGUCAUCCUGAUGCUCAUUCAUCAGUUCAUAACGUUCGGGUUCGCCUGCACGCCGUUGUAUUUCGUGUGGGAGAAAGUGGUGGGAAUGCACGACACCGAGAGCGUGUUGAAGAGGGCACUCGUGAGAUUGCCCGUGGUGGUGCCAAUAUGGUUCUUGGCCAUCGUGUUCCCCUUCUUUGGGCCCAUCAACUCCGCCGUGGGUGCUCUGCUCGUCAGCUUCACUGUCUACAUCAUCCCUGCCACGGCCCAUAUGCUCACCUAUCGAUCCGCCUCGGCCCGCCUGAAUGCAGCAGAGAAGCCGCCGGUGUUUCUGAAGAGCUGGACGGCGAUGUUCAUAGUGAACGCAUUCGUGGUGGUGUGGGUGUUCGUGGUUGGAUUUGGGCUGGGAGGAUGGGCCAGUGUCACCAAUUUCGUCCGGCAAGUCGACACCUUUGGGCUGUUUGCCAAGUGCUAUCAGUGCCCGCCGCCGGUUCAGGUGGGUCUGAAGCGAAAGGACGCCGCCAUUGAUGCAAUGCUGAUGAUGGGCUUCCCCCGUAAACUGAUCAACCAAACAAUCACCGAGCUCUUGAAAGCUUACGGUGGCAAUGAUGGUUGGAUAUUUAUCGAGAUGGAUUCCUACAAAGCCCUCGUUGAAGCCAUCCUGGAGAAAGACGUCCCAGCGGUAAAACCCUUUGAUCCUUUUCCUUGUCUUGUUACCAGAAAGUUGGAUAUAUGCUCUUUACCUACUUGAAAUUGAAAAGCCAUUGUCGAAUUUCAUCAAUGCACCAUCUGAGAUUUCAAUGAAACAACUCAAGGGUUUAGAGCUAGUGGCCAGCCAUGAGCCAUGUUCUCUAACCGAUGCUUGCUUGCGUACUUGACUACUUGCUAUUUGUCUUUGUUGCAAUGGCUUGUAAUCUGCCUGUUACGAACUCAAAGCCGGCUGGCAUUACGCAUUUGGUUAUGAUCUUGAGCUGAAACUUACAUGGCGGAAUGCUCAGAGGAUGACGACUUAGGUGGCAACAGCAACAUACUCUCUGAAGCUGGGUCCUCUAGUGUUCCACCACCACAACCACCUGUUCAUGAAGAGGUUGCUACACUUUCAUCACCACCUGAUGAUGGUCUAGACAGUGCGUCACAGACCGAGGCAGCUGUGAAUCCUCGGUUCCCCAUUCCUGAAUCUGAAUGCAGUGUCUUCACAUCCCCGGUCGAAGAAAGGGGAAAAGGCGCUGCUGCUGGACCUCUGGGCCACGUUUCUAAGCUAAGCAACUCCAUGGUUUCAUGCUCUAUUGAAGAUCCAGGUCCAACUCUCUCCUUUGCAGAAUGUGUCUUCACAUCCCCAGCUGAAGAAUGCGAAGAUGCUGCCCCACCAGACCAGGUCUCCAACUCUGUGGCUCCACCCCGUGAUGAACAUCGAGCUCCACGUCUCUCCUCGCCAGCAUGCAAGGUCUUCACACCCCCAGCAGAAGUAAGUAAAGUUCCUGGCCGCCUGGACCCGGCUCCUAACCUAAAAAACGACUCCAUGGCUCCAUGCUUUGAGGAACAUCCAGCUCCUGUUCUAUCUCCCAUGAGUGAUAAGCAUAGGCCGCCUUGCCAUGGCUGGAGGAAGCGUCCUCGUUAUGAUGAGCCAACAAACAUCGCGGAACUUGAGCCAUCACCAUUGCCGGAGAAAUUGUUGAAGUUGUUUGGCAGAGACAUCCCUAGGCCACGGAAGAGAAUGUGGGAUGUGAAGAGCUAGGAAUGGUUGUGAAAUUUGGUUGAGAAUACAAGUAAGUUCUGCUUUUUUGGCUAUGGUUAUGUAAUGAUUAGGAGGUUUGUUGUAAGGCUUGUUUGUAGAUCUCUUGGCUGGAUUUGGACCCUGGAAGACGACUGUCUGUAGGAAUGAAUGAGCAGGUUUAUAGUGGUGUAGGGAGUUCCAAGAAUACGGGAAUCAGGAAAGCUGUUGAUAGUUUUGUUUUGGCCUUUGGGAAACUGACCCAACUUGUUUGUGAUGUAGGUGUAUGGUUUCAGCCUAACUUGUUACGAGUGUAUGGAAUUGUGGAUAAAGUGUUAGGGUGCGUUUGGAUACAAUGAUUUGGAUUUGGUAUUUGUGAUUUGGAUUUCUAAAUACCAAAUCAUGUGUUU